Molecule: messenger RNA, 1905 nt
Organism: Hemibagrus wyckioides
Lineage: Eukaryota; Metazoa; Chordata; Actinopteri; Siluriformes; Bagridae
Gene: lrrc42
Product: leucine rich repeat containing 42
Exons: 7
Coding region: 531-1787 (418 amino acids)
Molecular function (GO): protein binding
Source: RefSeq, a predicted model, not a curated record
UUAGCGCGAGCCCGAGAUUCGCGGGCUAGCACGUCGGUUAGCCGUAUUGUUCAUUUGUUCUGCCGUUCUAACCAAAAGUAGCGGUGAUAAAUAGUUUAUUUGUUGUUGUGUACACGGUUGGAAUGCUUCGUCAAGAGAUUUUCUGCGCUACUAGAUACAAACAUCAGAGUAAACUGUUUACAUUUAUAGUCAACCGUGUUUUCUUCAAUGUGUUCCAGUUAAAUAUGGUUCACUGGAAACAACCGUCUUGAACACGUUGGUUCCGCGUUUGAUUUGAGAAACGAUCGGAUUUUUUUUGUAAAAGUUUGUGAUUUAGAUAGCUUUUUUAUUUUUAAAGUCAUUCAUUUUAGAUAUACAAAAUAAAUAAACCUGUGGCGUGUAAAGGAAUUGUAUUUCAUAGGAUCGUUUGGAUUUUCUCAGACCUUUUUUUUUUUUACCGUGCGCGUGAACGCCCCUCGUUUAACGUAGUGUGAUUCGAUCUCCUAUUAAUGCGUAAUUAAUCAUUUAUAACCACUGUGACGUAAAUUAUAAUGUAUUCAAAUGAGCAUGAAAAUGUAUAUGGAAGCGUGUACGUUCGUGAGAAAGGAGAGCUGCGCCGUGUCAACUCUCCGGGAAACAUGCCUCGGUUCUCCUCGCGUAAACUGUUCCGGAGAAAUCUUUCCCUCAGCCUCCAUGUGGAGAGUUUCCCUCAGAACGAGUGCGGAGAAAGAAACGGUCACUUCGUCUUCACCUACGAUGGCCAGGGGAGUCUGCGCUACACGCCCAGACCGCUGCUCGAUAUAUCGCUGCAGUUCAUCGCCCAUAAAAUCGAGCAUGUGGAGUCCCUGACCGGUUUCCCAGAACAAAUGGCCGUCAGGUUGUUCACAGCCGCUGAGGAGAAGCAGAAGUUCAUGCAGCCUUCUACCUCUGCCAGGGGGUUACAGGUCUUCAGCCAGGCUUACGGAGAACUGGUGUUAAAGUCGCUCUGUUUGAGAGAGAGAUGUCUCCUGCUGUCCGAAAGGAUGGACGAGAUUCGAGUGUUCCAUCAUUUGGAAACUCUGGACCUUCACGGAUGCAGGUUAGGUGACCAUCAUGACUUUUUCAGUCACCUGACCUCAUCGGCUUGUUCCAGGCUUGUGAAGUUGUUCUUAGGAGCAAACUGUCUGUCCGAUAAAGGGCUGCAGAGACUGACCGCGCCGGUCAGAGUGAUGAAAAGGGGACUGGAGAACCUGCAGCAGCUGGACCUGUCCAGAAAUCCAGUGACGGAGAAAGGACUCGGAUAUUUAACCUGUUUCCACAAACUGCAGGAGAUCAACAUCUCUGAUACCAACGUCCAGCUGGACUCGAGGCUGAAGAGAUUCUUCAGGAGUAAAAUGUCGAUGGUCCUUUCAGUGUCCCCGCUGCAGACAUUCACACACUCGGAGUGUAGAACCGAGGGCUGGGCGGAGCAGGUAAUAAAUCAGUGGGAGAGUAAAGCUGCAGAAUUACCCGAGAAAAACCCAAAGCCCAGAACAAACGCCCUCCAGUUCUAUGGGAGGGAGAAGUUUGUACGAGAGACGGUCCACUCCAUGUGUAACCAGAAUCAGUGUGAGGAGAAGAUGAGCAUCAUCCACUUUCAUAAGCUGGACCUUCACACUCCACCUGACCACACCGCAGACACACACACACACCUGAACUCACAGUGUGGGAAGAAGAGGAAGUUCUCCAGGGAACCUGAGGAACACCUGAACACUCAGUCAGAAGCCAAGCGCUCGGUGUCUCCGUGUCCGCUAUCAGCCGAAGACUUGGAGCUUCUCAGGAGUUACUGAGCUCACCAACACACACCACACUGACAUUACUGUGUGUGUGUGUGUGUGUGUGUGCGAGAUGAGUUUUAUAACUGAAAUAAAUAAAUGUUAUAACUAUAAUAAAUGUCUGAUGUUCUGA